GUUAAGAAAUUAAAAAAUAUAUGUAGUUAAAUUCGGCUUAGAAUUUCAAAAUAUCAUGUUCUUAAACACUAGAAAUUGACAUGCAUCCAAGCGAAUGUGUUUUAAGCUACUGAAUUAGAAAUGAAUCGUAGAGGUUUAAAUACUGGAAAUACGAUGACUUCUCAAUCAAAUAUUGACGAAGGAAACUGGAAGAGCGUAACAGAAGGCUCCACUAUGUUACCUUCUACGAACUCUUCGUCUCUAAAUCCAGACGCCAGCAAUCAGAGUGGAUUUCCCCAAGGAGGACUACCAUACACUGCGAGUGGGAACCCAUAUCCAAAUGCUGGCCAAUCUUCCCCUGCCGGUAAUCAAUCUUUGGUGUUUCAAAAUACUAAUCAACCCGGAUCAAAUACUCCCCAAUAUACUUCAUCGCCAGCACCCUCUGGCUCAUCAACCCCUGGUCCAGUGGGUGUUGCAUCCCAAAAUAUACAGGGAAACUAUUCACAAUCCUCAACAUCAGGCAAUUUCAAUGGACCAGUUGGGGGGCCAUUUGGAUCACCGUCUUCCGGUUUGGGUCAAUUCAGCCGACCAGCAAGUUCAGGUACUCCAUUUAACAGUGGACAAGCGGGUCACUUUUCCUCCCCUACAGUUUUCGGAGUUGGAAGCCAGUUUAAUCCGAUGCCACCCGCAUCUCCAUUUGGUCAUGGCGGAAACCAUCCUAUGAUGGGUGGCCCUCAGCAAAUGGAUAGAAUUGAUCAAGGCUUCAGGAGGCACAACUCGUACUUCAGUCAUACAGAGCAUCGAGUGUUUGAGCUAAACAAACGCCUUCAGCAACGAAAUGAAGAUAGCGAUAAUUGUUGGUGGGAUUCGUUUACAACAGAGUUUUUCGAGGACGACGCACGAUUAACAAUAUUGUUUUGCUUGGAAGACGGACCAAAGCGAUAUACAAUUGGCCGAACACUUGUUCCACGUUUCUUUCGAAGCAUUUUUGAAGGAGGUGUCUCUGAUUUGUAUUUUCAGCUCAAGCAUGCUAAGGAAUCGUUUCACAAUACGUCUAUAACAUUAGAUUGCGAUCAGUGCACUAUUAUAACUCAGCAUGGUAAACCAUUUUUCACAAAAGUGUGUGCAGAUGCAAGACUUAUUCUAGAGUUUAUGUAUGAUGACUACAUGAGAAUCAAAUCGUGGCAUAUGACUAUAAAAGGACAUAGAGAACUCAUUCCGAGGUCUGUAAUUGGUACUUCGCUACCUCCUGAUCCAAUGCUGCUUGAUCAAAUAACAAAGAAUAUUACUAGGGCUGGAAUAACAAAUUCAACCUUAAACUACCUUCGAUUAUGUGUAAUACUUGAGCCAAUGCAAGAACUUAUGUCACGCCACAAAGCGUACGCACUAAGUCCGCGUGAUUGCCUAAAAACAACUCUAUUUCAAAAAUGGCAGCGUAUGGUCGCGCCACCGGGAAAAAAAGAUCCGCAAAGACCACCAAACAAGCGUCGUAAAAGAAAAGGGUCAAAUUCUGGAGGUGCCAACAACGCAAACACCCCGCCUGUGGCAAAUCAAAAGAGAUCGCCGUCAGGUCCCAGCUUUUCAUUGUCUUCCCAAGAUGUGAUGGUCGUAGGUGAGCCAACAUUAAUGGGAGGCGAAUUUGGCGAAGAAGAUGAAAGGCUUAUUACUCGUUUGGAAAAUACACAAUAUGAUGGAACCAAUGCAGUCGAACACGACAAUCAUACUGGUUUUGGGCAUGCAGAUUCACCGAUAUCAGGCUCAAACCCGUGGAGUAUGGAACGGACAGGUACUAUUCCAGCUAGUCCUGGUAAUGCAUCUGGACCGCAAAAUAAUGCUAAUAUAGCUGAUAUAGAUAAAAAGAGCCCCAUUGUAUCGCAAUAGAAUCAAAUGGUAUAAUCCGAAAUUAUAAUAUAAUUUUAAGAUACA
Molecule: messenger RNA, 1905 nt
Organism: Drosophila virilis
Lineage: Eukaryota; Metazoa; Arthropoda; Insecta; Diptera; Drosophilidae
Gene: Chi
Product: LIM domain-binding protein 2 Chi
Biological process (GO): positive regulation of transcription by RNA polymerase II; negative regulation of transcription by RNA polymerase II; nervous system development
Cellular component (GO): nucleus; transcription regulator complex
Molecular function (GO): LIM domain binding
Source: RefSeq, a predicted model, not a curated record